CCAAAAUGAUCAAAUUAUGGGGGGACUAUCAAGAAUGACUUGAUGGCGGUUCGCAUGCGACGAGGCAACUCCACCAAACGUAGCGCCCACCACGCAGCACGAGUGAAAUGUUCCGUCGCAUUCUGCGCACACCAGGCGUGCAUGCUGCGACAAGAAACGUCUAUCGACGUGCUCCCCAUUUAAGCUUUGCAACUCAUUCGAUGUCAACUGCCUCCAUGGCCGCCGCGCGACCUGUGGAAGGUCGUGCAGUGGCGGCAGCCACAUGUUUGUUGAUGUGUGCAGGUGUGUCUGCUGUAUCGUUGUGCGACGACAACAACCGUGACUUGAGCGUGGAGGAAGUGAUUGCUUUGUACGAACAAGUGGACGCCAACAUGCGCAUCCUGGCCCAAAAGCUCAUGGAAGCACUGGCUCAUGACAUCGAUCUGGAACACGAGAAAGACGAGGCGGACCGGUUGAGCGUCGAGCAGCGCGCGAUUCAAAUGAGCGAUUCGUUCGAAACGUUGCUCAGUCAAGUGCAGGACUCGGUGUUUCGCAACCACUACGUCACCAAGGACCAAGUGGCCGCCGCGAUGCAACGCAUGGAGUCGGGGAAACUGAAGCUCCGAGACGAAGAGGCAGAAACCAUCCAAGAAUACAUUCGAAAGCUUGGCCGCUUGCGGUGGGAGUGCACCGGGUCCCGCGACCCCAUCCGAGGACGGCUGAGCCCCCAGCGCCGCCCCAAGCCCAGCGCCUCGCCCAUUCCUCGUGACGUGGUUGUUCAAAUCGCCAAUGCUUUGAUUCCUUCCUUGACACGAGACAUGGAGCUGAUUGUGGCCACGUUAAAGCACGACGAAGCGGACCUGCAAGCUCCAGCUGUGCGCCAACGCCUCGCCAAGCUCUACUUGGACGCCUCGCAAGCCACCACGGAACGGAUUGCUCUCAAGUACAACGUCACUGUCGAAGCCCUGCAAGAUGCAUUGCUCUAUUUCCACGACGACAAGAAGUUUCAAGAUAUGUUGACGGCACUCACGGAACACCAACAUCAACGGUUCGUCGAGUUGGGGUUGUAGUUAAUUAAGAUAAGGUUAUUUCUGGAGCCAAUCCAUGGUGGCGGACUGGCCUACACGAUGAUGUUUGGGUUGCCUGUGACUAACGUCCACAGCAUGCACACUUGGCACUUGUGCGGACUUGUGGGGGGCUCUAACGACGGACUAUUUGGGCUAUUCGAGGGGCUAAGACUAUUGGUACUACGGGAGACGCACGCGUGGGUGCGAUACUGGUCAACGAGACGCCGCGUGGACUUGCACAGCGCUUUGUCGCAGCGGUGGCUGUCGUGGCAUUGCUGGAAGUGGAGCAAGCCUUUGCGUACAGACGUGACUUUCUUGACCAGUUCACGCUUCUUUAGGUCGUGGGACAGCAUCGGACCACGGACCGCAGGGAUGACAACAGGCUCGACCCCGUGACAGAGGGACGGAAUGGACAUUACUUUGGACGAAGACAUACGGGGAACGCAGCACAUGAAGACAGGAAUCUUGGAGGUGGCGGCGGCGGUCGUCGUGACUGAGAGGUUGUUGGUGAGGGUAGUGAGAAUGCGCUUGAAGCCGACUGCUGCGUGCGCUAGUGAUCACCUGUACUUCCGAGCUGGAAAUUGC
Molecule: messenger RNA, 1631 nt
Organism: Aphanomyces astaci
Lineage: Eukaryota; Oomycota; Saprolegniomycetes; Saprolegniales; Verrucalvaceae
Exons: 3
Coding region: 108-1049 (313 amino acids)
Source: RefSeq, a predicted model, not a curated record